Messenger RNA from Papilio machaon (common yellow swallowtail), 402 nucleotides. RefSeq lists its product as uncharacterized. Lineage: Eukaryota; Metazoa; Arthropoda; Insecta; Lepidoptera; Papilionidae. The record is from RefSeq and is a predicted model, not a curated record. The coding region runs from base 10 to 402 and encodes 130 amino acids. The transcript is spliced from 2 exons.
UUUAAUAACAUGUACAGAAAAUAUCUCGUGAUCAUUGUUCUUUGUAACAUUGCACCAAAGAUUAGCUCUAGUGGAUCUGAAAUAGAAAGCGAUGUUUUACAACGAAGUAGAAGACAACUGCUAUUCCCUAAUUCUACUCUAUAUCAGUUGACAAUUGGCUUGGGAACACCAUCACCGGCAAAAAUGAUUAACGUUAACUGGGCUAUACAAGCUAACUUCCAGCUUCCUUGGAACAGAUCACAAAUACCAUUUGACAUAUUAGAAACUGAUGCUACAUAUACGGGGAUAUCAAGAAAGAAAAGAGAAAUAAACGAACUUGAACCUCAACAGAAACAAUACUAUCAAAAUGAUGCUAAAUUGUAUCACUUCUAUAAAUACGUAGAAGAUGUUUUGAAUGGGUAA